UGUACUAGAUGUACACACAAAUGUUUUGCAUUGCAUAAUAUUACAACGUAUUAUUAUGUUUAGCGUAAUGGAUAUGAUUCACUGGUAACGGAUAAUACGUAAUAGGUGAGGUAAAACGCAAAACAUUUUUGACUGUUUCAGUGUUUGAUUACUUUGCAAAGCGCUAGUGUAAUGGUUUACAAAACUGUAAUAGAUGUAUUUCAAAAAACGUAAUAACAUUGACAACAGUGUUUCUCCUAUUCCCCAUAUCAGCCCAUAUGGUUCUUCUUUGUGAAUGAAUUUAUUCCUUGUUUGCGCAACACGUAUGAUAAGGAAAGGACUAGAGACAAAAAAGAAUCCCGUGGACCGUGCGCGUAAAAUACUAUCGGCAUCCCGUAAAACAAUGAAACCAGGAAAAGGUUUCUCCUACACAAAGAAAAAAUUUCAGUUGAUAAAUAUUGUUAUAGCCACCUUGUAAACGUCUGAAUGGGCGUAGUUUUCGUGUAAAAAAGUUACGUUUUUGUGUAAAAACAAUAAGGUUUUUAUUCGCCAGUUUUUUCGCAACAUGUCCGGGCCAAAUAGCUCUGCGAGAUUGCCCAAAUCGUCGCCGAAUUUAGUGAAACAAGGACCGCUCAAAGCGACGAUUCCUAUUUGUUCCGUCAUGAAGCCCAAUAGUAAUUUCAAAUCUAGCGGUAAUAAUGUGUCUCCGACGUAUUUGUGGAAAAACAGAUCUCCAGACCAUAUUUCUGGACAGAGGAGCCCAGGAUCUGCUGGAUAUAAAGGUAAACCAAAUUCAUCAUUAAGGGAUGAUCCAGGUGGACCCAUGAGAAGGACAGCAUCAAUGGAUGCCAUUUAUUUGAAAGGACAUUGGCCAAAAGAUGGUUUUCAUUGGAAUAUGGGCACACUCCAUGUUAACGAAGCUACACAGACAGACGAAUCUUGUUUAUCAGAUUUGCGACAAAUACAUUGUAUAUCAGAGUUAGCUGAUAGAUCAGAGAGGCCCAGUUUGAGAUCGAAAGCCAGGAAUACCAAAGAUGUAGGUGCAAGACAUGGUUCUCCUAGUGGAGAAAAUACCUUAAAUAGUAGUUCACAAACAAUAUCAUGUAAGUCAAUUUAUUCUCCAACUAUGUUGAAACCGCUUACAAAACCGUCGAUGCGGAGCUCCGUUGAAGGCCUUAAUCAGGAAAUCGAGAGGUUGGUGUUAAAGACUGAUAGCGACGCACAUAGCAGUAGGUGUUUUGACAUCGACAGGUAUUCUGAGACGAUACCCGAAGGACAUAGAGCUCCAGUCGCGGAUUUGUUUAAAUUCGCAGGAAGAUCGAGGUCUGUUGAUACGCAAACGCCGCAAAAUUUUGGAAAUAGUUCGAAUUCUUCGGGUGAGAGCCAAGGUUCUAGUCCUGACCAAGAAGGCUCAAAACUCGGUUCCUCACCUCAAAUAAACCGUUUUCUAGCCAGAGAACCACCAGAUGGAUGCGAAAAGGUUCAAUCCAAAUCUCUCAUUGACAAAAAAAUGUUCCCAUUAGAGCACAUGCCGCAACCAAGCACAUUCAAGUUGAAGCCUAGCUUAGGGUCCGCUUUUCAAAUCCUCAAACCUGUCAAAAAUGACACCUCAGAUCAAGACUUACCGAUAGUGCCCUCUGACGAUGACGACGAUUAGACGUUUAUAUUUUGUUUCACUAUUGAUUUUAUUAUGAAAAAAAAGUAUUUGAUGAUGGGUAUUUCCAAAGAUGAAUUACAAAAUUAUAUCAAGUAUACCAUUCAGGUAUCACUUAUGACCAAUACAAGAAUUUCUAUUUCAAAUUGAGCAACUUUAUUUCUGACCACAAUGAUAAUUUUCUAAUAGAAAAAAAAAAAAUUAAUAACGUUUAAUUUGUUUAAAUGUCCGCUAUCAAAUACAGAUAUAAAUACAUUAUUAAAAUGAUGUAUAGAUGAUGUUUAAAAUGUUCCUGGGUUGUUUUACAUGGAUGAAUCAAUUUGUCUAUUUUUGAUCAUGUGUGUCGUAUCUAGAACUCGCUUUUGGGAAUGUUUCUUUUAAAAUUCCAAACUAAGUGAUGUUUCAGAAAAAAUAAAUGUUAUACAUAAUGUUUCAGAAAAAAAAUUAAAGGUGUUAAAUGAGUUACAAAAAUAUCCCCUCUAUUUCAAUCAGAAUAAAAUAAUCAAAUGUUCAUAGAAACAAUGAGAAAGUCCCAGUUAACAGUCAGAAUAUUUGUGUAACCACGGAAACCAAAUAGUAUUAAAUUCAUUUAAUUUCUUCUAAUAUUUUCAUGAGUGUUAUUUUAAAGAUCAAUAUCAAUUAUUGAAUUCAACUUCUCGGGUUCGUUUUAGCUUUUCAGUUGUCGGAAAAGGAUUCCAUUUUUUCCCAGGAUUUUCUGUUUCUUUCCAAUGUUUUUAUUUCAUCUACUAUUUUCUUUUCGUUAGCUGUUCUUAUUAAUUCUGAAAUUGUUCUUGUUAGUUUGUCUGACUUCUUUCUUACCAAGUGUCCAUAUCAAUUUAGUUGCUACUGUUUUAUUUUUAUUUUUUUCAUUGUUGGUUCUUGUUUUGUUAUUUUUCUAAUAUCCUCAUUUUUUGACCGAUACCAUUUGGGUUUUCUUGCGAUUUUUUCAUAUUUCAUUUCCAUUACAUUAAUUUUUAUAUCAUCUUGUGUAUUAAUCAGUUGACUCAAGCAUAGGUUGGUAUUGUCAUUUUUAACUUCGUUUCGAUAUCUUUAUGUUCCAGUCAUAUUUGGUUUUCUGCUUCUAUUUUCUCAUCUUGUCAGUAUACUUAACAAAUAUUCAUAGGUUCAGUAAACACUAGGUAUUCCUUCAAAGGACGUCCUAUUUUGGUCCCGUUUCUGUUACAGGUUAAGACAAAACGUCCAGUUUUCGGUCCGAGUCCAAGACGUUAAUGGGACUUCCUAUAUAUUGUAAUCGUUGCUACUUGAAUCGAUAGCUUCCAAUUAAAAACAAAAUAUUACCUAAACCUCAUAAGAAACAUUUUCGGUACCAAAUAAUUAACUAAUGUGAGUUAGAGUAACAAAAAAGAAAAGAAGGUUAUAAGUGUGAUGAUGGUGUUAACUGGAGUAUAAAGUAAGUGAAAUGAGUGUUGAAGUGAGAAUAAAAUGAUCUGUGUUGGCGGCAGCGUUGGCGAAAAGAAAAGACCUGAAUGGUUGAAUGCGAGUAGGGUAGACUGGGGAGGAUCAGACACUUUUUUUUAAAUUUUGUAAUAUUCGCAAAGUUUUGGUUUUUGGAAAAAUAUUAAUACUUGAAAUCUUUUGCUACAUAUAUUGUUAUUAUAAAUUAAUUUUGUUAGUUGGAUUUAAACAUUUUGCAAUAUUGUUUUUUCCUAAAAAAGGAAACUGUUCCAAAUGACGAAUGUCCCCCUUGGCUGGGGUAGCUCCGACAGCAGGGUAAGGUAGAUGUGACGCUAAUUGGGGUGCAUUAGACAUUAACGUAUUAUUGUUUAAUGAAUAAACAAAUAUUAAACUUUAUUAAAAAAACAUAAACAAGAAUUAAGUAUGUACAUAAGUAACUUAGGAAACAUUAUAUCGGCUUAAAUCUAUAUUAAAAUUGUACAUAGUACUUGAUCGUGAUGUUCCGGGAGGAUGGAUAGGUGCUGGCAUUUUUCUUCUCUUAAAAUAAUGGCAAUGUCUGGAACAGUGGGCUUGCAGAAAGUUGUAGAACUUUUUCUGCGCAAAAAAUUCGCUGUGUAAUUUCCUUGUUCUGGAUUAUCUUCUAUUAUGCAUCCCAUAUAAAACUUAUCGCCAGUUUUACAUGUGAACUUGGUCAGAACAAAAUCGCCACGUUUAAUUGUAUCUUGGUCGCACAAUUUAAAUUGAUCGGUUUGGCUAUAAUCGUCGUCUAUGUCAUCGAAAUCACUUAGUGUAUAAUGGCCCAAUUGAAUCGUCUGUGUCAGCAACGCUGAAUGUUUCUGAUUCAGCUGAAUCUGAAGAAUAAAAUUCAGCUUUUUUAAUUUUCUUAGGCGCUUGCUUUCUUUCAGCUGUAGCUUUUUUCAUGUUUCUGUUCCUUUCCAGUUCCAUUAAACGAUCCUUCUCCGGAGUGUCAGUAUAUAUACGCGAUUUUCCCCCUUUUUAGAUUUGGGGGCGGCGAUUUUUGGAAGAGGACGCAAACGAUCCGGAGUAACAUAUUCCGUAUUUUUAGUGCUGGGAGGUGGAUCGGAAGUUUCCUCUAAAUCGGUGACUACUGUUGGUGGCUCUCUAGUAUGCCCAUGCCACGAAAAUUCUUCUUCUGGAAAAAUUUGAGUGUUCAGUGGAUAAAUACCCGUAGAUCUAAAUGAUUUUUCAAUAUUUUCUGCUGUAAACGCUCGUUGAAAUGGUAGUUUUGAAAGCUGAGCUAUUUCAAAAAUGGUUACUACUUUUCCAGGGUUAUUUGUUAAAUAAUCAUUAAAUGAAGUUUUGCAAUAGGUUUUAAAUGGGCCAAAGACGGAAACGUCCAAGGGUUGUAAACGAUGGGACGUGUGAGGCGGGAACGACAAUAAGAUUAUACCAUUUUCUCUACAGUAAAUAAUAGCGUCAAGACUGCAAAGACUACUAUGGUUAUCGAGUAGGAGUAAAAUUGGUUUUUCUUUAGAACAUUUACUGUGAUGCACGAUAUGCUUCAGUACACCAGUAAAUAAAUCACUGAUCACUACUAAAUAUUUCUCGAUAUUCCGUUUUCUUGGAUAUAUAUAUAAAGGUGGAAUAUAAUUUCCUGAUGCAUUGAUUAUCCCAAUGACAGUAACAAGAGACCCUCGCUCGGCUGACACAACUUGAGAAACAGUUCUCUUUCCUUUUUCACUUAUUACUUUAGGUGCUUGCAAGACAGUUGUUAGUCCAGUCUCGUCAAGAUUGUAAAUAUCUUUUGCUUCGAAAUUAUGUUUCUUUAAUAGAUUGGUCAAAUUUUCAACAACUACUAUGCUACUACUACUUUAUUAAAAUCGGAAGCACGAGCAAUGCUUGUAUUUUCUGGUUUGCGAAGGCUUAAAUUACUAUUCAUCUUCAUAAAGCCAUAUAUCCAGUCAACACCUGCAAUUUGAUCUGAUUUCCAUCGAGUGGGGCAUUUAAUAUUAUUAAUUUCCGCAUAUUGAAAUGCAAAUUUUCUAGCUGACAAAUAUGUCAAUCCAUACUUUAAUAUCGAACAUUUUUUUAAAAUAUUCAGCAAGCUCAGUGUCUUGGUUUUGCGUGAAAAUUUUGUUUGACGUGUAUUUUGAACUGUAAUAAUUCGAUUCAUCAUCGGUGCUUUGCCCAGAAUCAGUGCCAUGUGUACUUUGUUCUUUCUUUAUUCUUGUUAUAAUGGUAGUCCUCUUUAACUUAUAUUUUAAAGCUGCUGAAGUUGGCGUUUCUAGUUUUCGGAUGACAUCUUGAACUGCUGAUUUCAUUGCCUCUUCUGAAAUUUCAGUUCGUUUGUCUUUUUUAUGUAUUUUCGUGGCAUUUUUCUGUAAUAAAGAUAAACAUUUCAAAUGAAAAACUUUGAAACUAGUAGGUACUAUUGUGCUAACAUUUGAAAACAGUAAUUUAAACAGACUUUUACCAUAUGGGGUGGAUUCGACAGUGUCGAAUCCUACCCAAAAUAGAUUGUCGAAUGGUCCCCAUAACCACUUGUUUCUUUUAAAAAUUUAUUAAACCUACAUAAUUUAAUUAUUAGUAAAAAAUAAUGUUACUUACCAGCUUAAACAUCAAUUUAUUUAUUACAGUUAAUUUAUUUAUUGUUUAUAAUAAAGGAUGGCACGCAAAUUUUUGGAAUUUUAAGCACUGUAAUUUAUAAAACACGUGGCGAAAAACAGCAAACGCGUUUAACGUCUACUAUAUUUACAGAACAACUAAAAUAUUUUGUGGGAUUAUUCUAUGGACUACCUCGAGUAUUCACGAAUUUUACCAAAAUUUAACUUUUCAUUUUGCGGCAAAAUUGACACUGUCGAAUGCACCCCAGUGUCAGAUCCUACCCAGUCUACCCUACUGCUGUUGGAACAAAUAUAAUUUUGAUAAAAUUAUAAAACCUAAUUUUGACAAAAUGAUAAAACGCGGUUAUUUAUUUAUUUCUUUUAAAAAAUGUAUACAAAAGAUGAAUGAAAAAAAAAAAACGGUUCAUUGUAGUUGAUUUCGAGCUUACACUAUGUGAGCUCUCCAGACCAAGAGAGACAUUUUAUUUACAUAGAAAAUAUAACAAAAUUUAAAAAAAUUAAGAUUAAAUAUAAGAAAGAAGAAUUACAAGAUAUAUACCGGAAGAACUUAGUUCAUUUAUUGUCUUUAAAGAAACCUGCAAAUAUUAAUUUCUUUAGUUGUGUUAUGAAGGAUGUUAUUAUACAUAUUAUAAAGAUACCAUUACUGUCCCAUUGAUGUUGCUCAUAAGUCGUUCCUGUUACGGCGAUAAUGGUUAUGGAUUUUCUUGUUAGUAAUAAGGUGUAAAUUUGAGUUUUGUUUCAUUCUGUAGGCAUCUGUGUAUAUGUGCGCAUACUUGAUGUACAUAGAUUGAAUCAAUAUCCAUUAUCUUGUUAGGCAGGUAAAGAUCUGAUUUUGGAUAUAACUGUGGCAAAUUGAAGAUUUUCUUUAUUGCCUUGUUUUGCAGCACACAAAGUGGUUGAAUUUUUACAUUGUAUGUGCAUUACCAAAUAAUUGUCAAGUAUGUUAGAUGACAAUUAACAAGACAGUUGUAGAUCAUUUUCUUGUAGUUUAAAGAUAUGUAUGAUAUUCUUCCAAGAAUGCCAAUAUAGGUAAUGUGUUGUUCCCAAGAUAGUGUUUCAUCUAUUAAUAGACCAAGAUAUUUUAUGCAGUUUUAUUUAAAAAUUCAUUACCAAUUCAUUAAAUUAUUUGAUGCCAUUCACUAUCAUUAGAAUAGAAAUUACCAUAAAGUUUGAUUUAUUUAUAAGGAGCAGGUCAUGUUAAACAUCAUUUUUUAUCUGAGCCUUAUUUUUGUUAAAAUGUGUUAUAUCAGUAUAAUCCGCAAACAACCGAAGGUCACCUAUGAGUGGUAGUUUAGAAAUGGAGUUGAUAUGAAUUAGGAACAGUAGGUCCGAGUAUUGACCCUUGUGGUACUCCACAUACAAUAUUUGACACAUACACCACACCAUUUGCAUGAACAUAUUGGAUGCGACCCUCAAAGUAGUCCUUAAACCAAUCAAGUGAUUUGCCUGGAUCUCCAAUAUUUUCCAGGAUUCUAAGUACUGUAACAUACUGUGAUUCACAGUAUCGAAGGCCUUUUUUAGAUCAAAUGAUAUAAAUGUACAUCCAAAACCCCUAUCUCUUUUAUCCAGAAUACUAGUAAUUAAGUCAACAACAGCAUUAGCUCUACUAGGUCUUGCUAGGAACCCAUACUGACCAGAAAACCAGAAAUCAUUUAGGACUAGAAAUUUGCACAGUCUUUUAUUCACACAAGUUUCCAUUAUCUUGGAUAUUACAACCAAUAAAGAUAUGGGUCUAUAAUUACUGGACAUGGAGCAAUUACCACCUUCAAAUAUAGGAAUAAUUUUUGAUACUUUAAGGGCAUUUGGUUCGAAGCCAGAUGUAAACGUUAAAUUAAUGAGAUAUAUCAUUAUUGAAUUCCUUUAAUUUUUCAGCUGCUAGAUUAUCUUCUCCAGGACUUUUAUCUUUCUUGAGAGAUAAAAUUAUAUUACUAAUUUCUUGAGCUGUAGUUGGUUGUAAGUGAAAGUUACUUACAUGACUAGAACGGAGCAUUCUUAACUGGUUCGCAUAACUGGACAAGUUUCGGUUCUAUACUGGUAAAGUAGCUAUUUAUUUCUCCCACUAUUAACUUUGGGUCAUUAACUGUUAGUGAGGAAAUUGCAGAGUAUUUUUUCUGUUUAUAGUAACUAAUAAUAGUAUUUAGAGUUUUCCACAUUUUUUAGGUAUCGCUUUCAGCACUAGUUAGUUGAUCUUGAUAUUACUCGCGUUUCCUUUCUCCAAUAGCCAAUUUAAGAGAAAUUUGAGCAGUUGUAUACAACCUCUUUAAAUAAUCACUGCCAGGGAAUUGUUUAUGCCUUUUGAAAUGAUAAUCUCAAGUGACCAUUGUUUCUAAAUCGGUUUCGUAUAGUUAGUUUGUUGAACACAGCAAAAAGGACGUUGGGGUCAUGCCAGGCCGUUGAUCUGAUAUGUUGGAGUAACUGUCCAAAUUUAGCCCUAUCGAAUAUAUUGAAUAAUAUCUGUGGUCGCUGAUAUCUCAGUCAUCGAUAGCUAGAUCAGUUGUGUCAUUAUUAGCUUCGUUCGCGGAACCGAUCCCGAAUGUAUUCUGAACGCUAAGGUAGACCAUACACGCAUGCAUAAACAUUUAAACAAUACAAAUCCAGUUAUAAUAUGCAGUAUAAUAAGCUGUUAUUACUAAUUGUGUAAUCUAUCAGUGGUUUUGGGGAUGCAGUAACCCUUGUCGGUAUUUCCUCAUUAAUGUUCAUAAAUCCAUUAGAAAAAAUUGUAAAUUCAAGGUUUCGUUUUUGCACACUAUUAACCAAAUAGUCUAUAUUAAAAUUACCGAAGAUCCAACAUUUCUUCCCAUCUUCAUUUAAGAAUUUCAGAUUCUCAUCUAAUUUCAUAAUAAAUGUAAUAAUGUCAUGGUCUGCAGGGCGAUAAAUACCACCAAUUACAUAAUUAAUUUUUUCUAAGUGGACGAAGAGCAUUGAACAUUUUCCUUCAACACUGGAAAUUAUUUUAUAUUGAUAACAGGUUUUUAUUAGAAUUGCAUGCCGACUUAAGUAGGAUCCAAGGUUUCAUCUUGCCAGCACUGGCAAUACUGUGUGUUAAAUUUAAUGCAUUCCUGUUGUUUUUUGUAAACUGAAAAAGUUUUACUCUCGGACGUCUGAUUUAUGUCUCUAGGAAGUUUCGUGAAGGUCCGGGUGAGGUCCCAUAGGGAUGUCCCUAUGACGUUGUUUGGGAAUGUCCUGAAGAUUGACAGAAACGGGACAUUAGAAUGUCUAUUGGACGUCAGAUUUACGUCCCGGUACCGCAAGACGACGUCUCUCGGACGUCCUUCAUAUUCAUAAAGGACGCCUUUUAGACGUCUUUAAAACACCAUUUUUUUAAAAAAGUCAAUCCAUUACUACUUUAUUUUAAGUUGAAUACCUAAUUGGGAUUAUUUGAUAUUAAAAUGCUUAGUUCUUUACUUGAAAAAUUAAUUAUCAGUAAUUACCUUUUAACUCGGGAUAUUUUUUUCUGAAACAUUCUGUAUAUUUCUUCGAAUAUUGAACAAAUUAUAGUUGUGACAGAUUGUACCUUCAAAUGUGGGCUGUUCCGAUUCAAUAGAAUUCUAAUGUUUGAAGGUAAUUCAUUUUCGAUUAUAAAAGUGAAUAAAAUAUCUGGCAACAAAAAUUCGUUACAAUGUAACUGGACGGUUCUGCCAGGUUUUACUCAUAACUAUAAUUUCUCGUGAACCAAUUUUUUUUUUUUUUUUCAAUUAACAGGAAUCAAAAUGUUUGGUAGGGGCCGAUAUAUAUUUUUACAAAGUCUAGAUACGCUUCAGCAAUGCUGUUCUGGAUUUGGAGGUAAAUUUAUGUUGGACCCGGCGAAGAAUAAAAAUGUCUAUUGGUCUUUACGGUAAAAGACACGAGUUUAAGCAAUCUUUAUUUUAUUGAUUUUUGAAUUUUCUGCAUCCAUGAUUUUUGAAAAAAGUGUUUGUUAGGACAGCCUCUAUAAAAAUCACACUGUGAUACCAGAAUCCACCCUUUGUAUUUAAGUGUUUACUACGUAAGACGAAAAAUAAAAAAAGUUCUAAAUAAUGUCCAUGUUCUCACACUCAAAUUCUUCAUUUUCGGCAACAUUGUUUUUAUGUAGAACCUUUCUAUUUAGUUUUUUGGUAUAGUUUUAUUUUUGGAAGGCCCUAACAUUACAUUAAAACCAAAAAAACUAUAUAAAGUGCACAUCUAAAGUCCCUUACAUAAUGUAAAUGAAUGAAAUUUGGUAUAUUACAUAGAAAACUUUCUACUGGUAACAGUUGACAUAACAAUCAAAGUAGAUGCCACGGUGCCAUUUUAACUACUAAUUUUAAAUGGCAUAUGCCGAGAGGCACUUCGUUUGAAAGGUAUUUUUAAAAAUCCGUUUAUCCAUGUUAAUUUUGUUUUAAUAUUAGUUUUGAAUACAAUAUACCGUUUAAAAUUAGUGAUCAAAAUGGUACUUAGACAUCAUCUUUGACGGUUACUCCAAUUACCAGUAGAGAAGUUCUUUAAGAAUACAAAAUUUCAUUAAUUUACGUGUAACUAUUCAAAAUAUUACAUGAGGUGAAGAGUCUUUGGAUGCGCUCUGUACUUUUAUCAUAAACGUCUUGUUAAAGCAAAUGUGAGAGAGUGGCUAAAACGAAAAGGCUAAUUUAGGAUGUUAAAGCCUCGAAAAAAUUGGUAAAACAACCUAGUUAUUCGAAUUAAAAAGUUAGUAAUAAAAUAUAAAAAUCGAUAAUCGAUUACAGCUCAGUAAAACGGUGACUCAGAAAUUUCUGAAAAUAGUUCAAUAUUAAAAAGAUGAGUUUUUGAUUCAACCCUUCAUUAAUACCUUAAUUGUUAAAUAUAAAUAAAACAAAUUUAAUACCAAUUUUACCAUUUUCGAGAUAUUUGACGGUUUCAUUGUUUUGGCGCACGCUGUAUGAGAAUGAAAUGUAUGUUACGAUUUUUAAAAAUAAACAAAAAACUAUUUAUGUAGUUAACGACAUUCCAUAUAAAUUUUUUCAAUUGAAUUUUAGGAGAUUGUUUAUAAGAAAAAUUAAAAGCAGCGAUUUUUCUACGGCAUUUGGAACUCUAAUUCAUAAAAUAUUUGAAAUUGUAACACAAACGUUAUAAUAUGUAUAAUAACUGAUAAUAAUUCAAUAUUUGGUAGGUCGAAAACAUGGAUUUGUGCAUUCGGUUCGUCACAAGUAGCUUAUCAAAAAUGUGAGCUGUGCUACUCUCUAAAAUGUUUAGAAAAAUAUAGACAGAAAUAGAUUUUUUGUAAUUACUCAUUUCCUAUCGAUCUUACGGUAAAAAUUAAAGUUUACACAAUUGAAGGCAAUUCAGUUCUCUACCAAAAAAAGUAUUUUAAGAAACUCUAUUGAUUGAAAAAAUCGAAUUAUUGCUGGAAACUCCAGUAGGUACCUAAUUUGCAUAUUUAGGGAGUAACACAUCUGUGAAACAAUCACAUUUUUGUUAUUUUUGACCACGAAACGAAAUUGUUAAAACAAAAAAAUCACAGUGUUUUUACCGAAAAAUUACUACAAAUUAAAAAGCGACAAUUAGCGAUAAACCUUAUGAAUAACAAAUUAAAAUGACGACAUUAUGUAUUAUACAGUUGAUAAAUGUCCCAAAAUUUUACUACUAGUUCUAAGGAAAAGUGAUGCAAAUAUUCUGUAAAAUUCAGUGCCGAUUGCCGAGGUAUUGCUGCCAAAAUUAAAAUAGUUGUUAGUUCAGGAAUGAACUGUAAAUGGAGCUGUGAUUUUUUAGUAUGAAGAUAAUGAAAGAUUUUUCUAAUUUUUCAUGAAUAUUUUUUAAUUAAGAAGUAAGUACCUACCUAAAAUUAUGUGUAACUCAGAUGUUUACAGUUAUUUUGUGGAUAUAUCUUUUA
This is a messenger RNA of Psylliodes chrysocephalus, 11458 nucleotides long. Lineage: Eukaryota; Metazoa; Arthropoda; Insecta; Coleoptera; Chrysomelidae. The record is from the annotation of a GenBank genome assembly.